AUGAGGAGACCCUACUUCGAUACAGAGAUCCAAGAUCUGUAUCGGGAAAUCGGGCUUACUUUCGAAUCCAUCGAAAUGUCCGAGAUCUUCAGCCCGGAGCGCUACGCCGCUGCCCCGCCGCACUUUGAACACCGCUCCUGGCGCCUCGAUCGAGGCACAGAGCCUUUGCUCUCUCAGCAAGGUCGCGGCGAUGCUCAGCCGGCUCCACACUGCCUCCGCUGGGCCCAAGAGUACUGUAGUCGUGCAUGCGCGCUUGCCUGGCUGCCUCAGAGUCGCAGCAUCGCUCACGCUGGACUCGAGUCCGAGACAAGCAAGGGCGCUUCGACGGAUGCCGUGGAUCAAUUCACAGUUCAACACCCUUCGUCGUCGACCUUUCAUUCCAUUGUUCGUCACUUCGAAUCGCAAAAGCAUCUACAGCUCGCGAUCCGCAUUCGACAGAAAGCAUCCGCCCCUUCGUCACAACACGCAGCAUCCAUCAUGACCACAGCACAAGUCGCACAAUCGUCCAAACAGGCCGAGCAGGAGGCGCAGAUCCGCGCCGUGAUUGCCAACCUCGAGGCGAUCAACCGCAAGCUCGGCGAGGCCGACCCGACCGAGAUCAUCGAGUGGGCCAUCGACAACUUGCCCGGUCUCUACCAGACCACGGCGUUCGGCAUCACCGGCUGCAUCACCGUCGACAUGAUUGCGCGCAUCAGCGAGCAGCGCGCCGCCAAGCAGUCCCGUCCCAACCACCACCUCGUGCCGCUCAUCUUUGUCGACACGCUCUACCACUUCCCCCAGACGCUCGACCUCGCCCAGAAGGCCGCCAAGCACUACAACGCCGAGAUGCACGUCUACUACCCACCGGGCACCACCACCGUGCGCGAGUUCGAGGAUAAGUGGGGCACACAACUGUGGGAGAAGGACGAAGACACAUACGACUACCUCGUGAAGGUCGAGCCUGCGCGUCGUGCGUACGAGGAGCUCGGCGUGCGCGCCGUCUUCACGGGACGUCGUCGGUCGCAAGGCGCUGACCGCGCCUCGCUCAACGCGGUCGAGGUGGACGAGACGGGCCUCAUCAAGGUCAACGCGCUGAUGAACUGGUCGUUCGGUCAGGUGGAUGCGUACGCCAAGGCCAACGCCGUGCCGUACAACGAGCUGCUCGAUCUGGGCUACAAGUCGAUUGGCGACUGGCACUCGACUGCGCUGCCAGGCUCCGGCGACUCUGGCGAGCGUGCAGGCAGGUGGAAGGACAAGGCGGGCAAGACCGAAUGCGGUCUGCACAAGGACUACUUCAAGAUGAAGAACCUCGCCGAGAAGAAGCUGCGUGAAGCCGAGCUCGCCCGCAAGGACGAGGCGCGCGACAAAGCGGCCGCCUCUGCCCAAGCCGAGGCCCUCUCCACCCGCGCAUGA
Messenger RNA from Moesziomyces aphidis, 1392 nucleotides. Lineage: Eukaryota; Fungi; Basidiomycota; Ustilaginomycetes; Ustilaginales; Ustilaginaceae. The record is from the annotation of a GenBank genome assembly.